AUGAAAGUUUGCAUAGAAGCAGUUGAUGAGGAGACGAUGGUUUGUGCAGGGAGUGGUGGUGGUAUUCGUGGCAGUGGCAGUGGUGGUGGUGGUGGUGGUGAUGGGUGCUGGGACUCAAGUAAUGGGCCUAAUGGAAGUGAUCAUGAGAGCAUGGAUGUUUAUUACCAGAACACGAUCAAGGCCUAUCCUAACGAUGCUCUUCUUCUUGCAAACUACGCUAAAUUCUUGAAAGAGGUGCGUGGUGAUGUUGUGAAGGCAGAGGAGUUCUGUGAGAGAGCAAUUUUGGCAAAUGGAAGUGAUGAUGGGAAUGUUUUGUCAAUGUAUGGAAAUCUAAUAUGGAAUAACCAUAAGGACAGUAAUCGAGCUCAGACUUGCUUUGAUCAAGCUAUUCAAUCUUCUCCUGAUGACUGUUACGUACUUGCUUCUUAUGCUCAUUUCCUAUGGGAUGCUGGAGAAGAAGAUGAUGAACAAGAGACCAAGCAGAAUGAACUUCAAUUUGAUAGUUCGCAAACAUGUAAACAGCCACAGCAUAAUCUUCCUCAAGGAUUACCUCCUCUGGCUGCUUCUUCUUAA
Molecule: messenger RNA, 573 nt
Organism: Dovyalis caffra
Lineage: Eukaryota; Viridiplantae; Streptophyta; Magnoliopsida; Malpighiales; Salicaceae
Source: the annotation of a GenBank genome assembly